Molecule: messenger RNA, 5604 nt
Organism: Rangifer tarandus platyrhynchus (Svalbard reindeer)
Lineage: Eukaryota; Metazoa; Chordata; Mammalia; Artiodactyla; Cervidae
Source: the annotation of a GenBank genome assembly
AUGGACCCCAUUAGUCUCCAACUGGGCACCAGGAACCUGCAUGGAUGUCUCGUGAGGCUGCUCAGCAGAGACCUAGAAUGGCUAAACGCCAAGGUGAAGUUACUCCUCCCCAACGUGGACCUGGGCUCUGGAAAUCAGGCCCUAGACCCCACACAGAGGGUCAUCCUGAUACUCCAAAAGCUGCAUACCCAGGGUCCGACCACCUGGAAGUCAUUCAUCCACUGCGUGUGCAUGGAGCAGGAUGUGCCGCUGGACAUGGAGGUGCCGCUGAUGAGCACGUGGGGCCACGAAGACGGCUUCCCCAGUUUUCUGGAAAUUGGCGAGGAAAGCCAAUCAGACUCUCAGCUCCACCCUGGCCUCAAGCGGCCUCAUCAGAGCUGUGGGUCCUCACCUCGUCCAAAACAGCUCAGGAAGCUGCAACAAGAGUUGGCCAAGAGGUACCUGCAGCUACUGAGAACUUCUGCCCAGCAGCGCUAUGGCGACAAGACCCCCGGGCCGGGGCAGCCGUUGGCCUUCCACCAAGCCUACGUCCCUCCAAUCUUGCAAUGGAGCCGCGCCUCGGCGCCCUUCCACACGCAGGAGGGUGCAGUGACAGGGGACCCCAAGGCAGAAGAUGGUGCCCUCGUGAACAUUCGGGACCUCUUCAGCACCAAGGCCAGCAAGGGCCCGAGAGUGAGGGUGCUUCUGGGGAAGGCGGGCAUGGGCAAGACCACGCUGGCCCACCGGCUCUGCCGGAAGUGGGCUGACGGUCAGCUGGACCGCUUCCAGGCAGUGUUCCUUUUCGAAUUCCGCCAGCUCAACCUGAUCACAGGUUCCUUGACGCUGCCGCAACUCCUUUUUGAUGUGUACCUGAGGCCCGAGGCCAGCCCCGAGGCUGUCUUCCAGCACCUGAAGGAGAACGCAGACGGAAUCCUGCUGAUCUUCGACGGGCUGGACGAGAUCCUCCAGCCCUGCUCCGACAACGAGACCGCAGAUCCGGAGGACCCGGCGUCCGCCCUCACCCUCUUCUCCCGUCUCUGCCGUGGGACCCUCCUGCCUGGCUGCUGGGUGAUGGCCACCUCCCGUCCAGGGAAGCUGCCCGCCUGCCUGCCCACUGAGGCGGCCACGGUCCACAUGUGGGGCUUCGACGGCCCGCGGGUGGAGGAGUACGUGAACCACUUCUUCAGCGACCAGCCGUCCCAGGAGGCGGCCCUGGCAGAGCUGCGCACGGACAGACACCUCUGGAGCCUGUGUGCAGUGCCCGCGCUGUGCCGAGUCGCCUGCCUCUGCCUCCAUCACCUGCUCCCGGACAGGUCUCCAGGCCAGUCAGCGGCCCUCCUGCCUACCAUGACGCAGAACUAUGUGCAGAUGCUCCUCACCCUCAACCCCCGAGGGGUCCUGCCUGCUGAGCCCCUGCUGGGUCUCGGGGAGGUGGCCCUGAGUGGCCUGAAGUCAGGGAAGGUCAUCUUCUCUGCAGGAGACAUCCCUGCAUCCACCCUGGCCUUUGGGGCUGCCCUCGGCCUGCUGACCUCCUUCUGCGUGUGCACGGGGCCCGGGCACCAGGACACGGGCUACGCCUUCUCCCACCUCAGCCUGCAGGAGUUCUUCGCGGCCCUGCACCUGAUGGCCAGUCCCCAGGUAGACAGAGAGGCCCUCAGCCAACAUGUCACCCUGCAUUCUCGCUGGGUGCAGCGGACCAAAGCCAGGCUGGGCCUGUUGGACCACCUUCCCACCUUUCUGGCCGGCCUGGCGUCCCACGCCUGCCGCGCCUUCCUCAGCCUCCUGGCUCAGCAGGAGGAGGAGUGGGUGGCUGACAAGCAGGCGGCAGUCCUGCAGGCACUGAGGAAGUUGGCCACCCGUCGGCUCACAGGGCCCAAGGUUGUCGAGCUGUGUCACUGUGUGGGUGAGACGCAGGAGCCUGAGUUGGCCGGCUUCAUGGCCCACAGCCUCCCCCAGCAGCUGCCCUUCCACAACUUCCUGCUGACCUACGCUGACCUGGCCUCCCUGACCAACAUCCUGGGGCACAGGGAUGGCCCCAUCUACCUGGAUUUUGAGGGCUGCCCCCUGGAGCCCCGCUGCCCUGAAACCCUGGCAGGCUGUGGGCAGGUAGAGAAUCUCAGCUUUAAGAGUAGGAAGUGUGGGGACGCCUUUGCAGAAGCCCUCUCCAGGAGCUUGCCAACGAUGGGGAGCCUGAAGAAGCUGGGGUUAGCAGGAAGUAAGAUCACUGCUCGAGGCAUCAGCCACCUGGUACAGGCUUUGCCCCUCUGCCCACAGCUGGAGGAGGUCAGCUUCCAGGACAACCAGCUCAAGGACAGGGAAGUACUGGACAUCGUGAAGGUACUCUCUCGCCUACCACAGCUCCAGAAACUUGACCUGAGCCGCAACAGUGUCUCCGUGUCAACACUACUCUCCUUGACAAAGGUGGCGGUCACGUGCCCUACCGUCAGGAUGCUCCAGGUCAGGGAGACGGACCUCAUCUUCCUCCUCUCCCCACCCACAGAGACAGCUGCUGAGCUACAAGGAGACCCAGACUUACAGGGAAAUGCCAACCAGAGGAAAGAGGCUCAGAGGAGAUGCCUGGCACUCAGGCUCCAGAAGUGUCAGCUUGGGGUCCAUGAUGUGGAGGUGCUCAUAGCCCAGCUGCGGGAAGGCCCACAACUGGAUGAAGUGGACCUCUCAGGGAACCAGCUCAAAGAUGAAGGCUGUCAACUGAUGGCAGAGGCUGCUCCUCAACUGCACAUCACGAAGAAGCUGAACCUCAGCGACAAUGGGCUUUCUGUGGCCGGGGUGCUGGGUAUGCUGAGUGUGGUGAGCAUGUGCCAAACCCUGACAGAGCUACAUAUCAGCCUGCUGCACAAAACUGUGGUCUUCACGUUUGCCCCUGAGCAGGAGGAGCAGGAGGGGAUCCAGAAGAGGGCUACAUUUCCUGACAGCCUUAUGUUCCAGAUGCCCUCUGAGCCGUCCCUGCGCUCCCCGAGGAUCAGGCUGACGCACUGUGCCCUGCAAUCCCAGCGCCUGGAGCUGCUCUGCAAAGUGCUGGGAGGAAGUUGCUGCCUCGGUCACCUUGACUUAUCAGGCAAUGCUCUGGGGGAUGAAGGUGUGGCCCUGCUGGCUCGGCUGCUCCCAGGACUGGGUUCUCUGCAGUCCUUGAACCUCAGUGAGAACGGCUUGUCCCUGGAGGGUGUGUUCAGUUUGACCCAGUGCUUCUCUACUCUGCGGUGGCUCCUACAUUUGGAAUUCAGCUCUGCAAGCCAACGCGUCAUCCUGAGAGGUGACCAAAGAGGCAGGGAUCUGUUAGCUGCUGGAUCUUUGCCAGAGUUCCGAGCUGGAGCCCGGUUGGGGUUUGGUCAGCGCCACAUCCCCAGGAGCUUCUGCCUCAGGGAAUGUCAGCUGGAGCCCCCGAGCAUCUCCCACCUCUGCAAGUCUCUGGAGAAGUGCCCGGGGCCCCUGGAAGUCCAAUUGUCCUGCGAGGUGCUGAGUGACCAGAGCCUGGAGACCCUGCUGCACCACCUACCACAGCUCCCCCAGCUAAGCCUGCUGCAACUGAGCCAGACGCAACUGCCUCCAAGGAGCCCCCUCCUGCUAGCUGACCUCUUUAACCUGUGCCCACAAGUUCAGAAGGUGGAUCUCAGGUCCCUGCGUCAUUUGACACUGCACUUCAGGUCUGGUGAGGAGCAGGAAGACAGGUGCUGUUGGUUCACUGACUGCGGCCUCCGCCAGGAACACGUGGAGCCACUGUGCUGGUUGCUGAGCAAGUGUGAAGACCUCAACCAGCUGGACCUCUCAGCAAACCUGCUGGGUGAUGAUGGGCUCAGGUGCCUCCUGGAACACCUCCCCCAGGUGCCCAUCUCCAGUUCACUUGAUCUAAGCCACAACAGUAUGUCUCAGGAAAGUGUCUUGUCCCUGCUGGAGGCUCUGCCCUCCUGCCCACGUGUCCGGGAGGCCUCAGUGAACCUGGGCUCCAAGCAGAGCUUCUGGAUUCACUUCUCCCGACAGGAGGAGGGUGGGAAGACACUGAGGCUGAGAGAGUGCCACUUCAAGCCAGAGCACGUGCCCAGACUGGCCACCAGCCUGAGCCAGGCCCUGCAGCUGACGGAGCUCAUGCUGACCUGUUGUUUCCCCGGCCUGGAGCAGCUGACUGUCCUCCUGGGUCUGCUAACGUGGCCGAUGGGGCUGCUCACUCUCAGGGUGGAGGAGCCCUGGGUGGGCAGAGCCGGGGUCCUCACGCUGCUGGAAGUCUGUGCCCAGGCCUCAGGCAACAUCACUGAAAUAAGCAUCUCCAAGACCCAGCAACAGCUCAGUAUCCAGCUGGAAUUUCCCCAUCAGGAGAACCCAGAAGCCGUGGCCCUCAGGCUGGCUCACUGUGACCUGGGAACCCACCAAAACCUCCUUGCCAGGCAGCUGAUGGAGACAUGUGCCCGGCUGCGGCAGCUCAGCUUGUCCCAAGUGAACCUCUGUGAUGCCAGCUCUCUGCUGCUGCAAAGCCUCCUGCUAUCCCUCUCUGAGCUGAAGACCUUCCGGCUGACCUCCAGUCGUGUGAGCUCCAAGGGGCUAGCCCACCUGACAUCUGGUCUGAGCCAUUGUCACCUUCUGGAGGAGCUGGACUUGUCUAACAAUCAACUUGGUGAGGAGGGCACCAAGAUGUUGUUGGGGGCCCUUGAGGGCAAGUGCAGGCUGAAGAGGCUUGACCUCAGCCACCUCCCACUGGGCGGCUCCACCCUGGCUGUGCUCACUCAAGGACUAGGCCACAUGACAGUCCUGCAGAGCCUCCGUCUGAGCAGGAGCAACAUCGAUGACGUCGGCUGCUGCCACCUUUCAAAGGCUCUCAGAGCUGCCACCAGCUUGGAGGAGCUGGGCUUGAGCCACAACCAAAUCGGAGACACCGGUGCCCAGGACUUAGCUGCUGUCCUGCCGGGGCUCCCUGAGCUCAGGAAGAUAGACCUCACAGCGAAUGGCAUCGGCCCAGCAGGGGGAGCGCGGUUGGCAGACUCUCUCACCCUUUGCACGCACCUCGAGGAGCUGAUGCUUGGCUUCAAUGCCCUGGGAGACUGCACAGCCCUGGGUCUGGCCAACGGGCUCCCCCGGCACCUGAGGGUCCUGCACCUGCCAUCCAGCCAUCUGAGCCCAGAGGGGGUGCUGAGCCUGGGCCAGGCCCUGGAUGGAUGCCCACACGUGGAAGAGAUCAGCUUGGCAGAGAACAGCCUGACCGGAGGGGUCCCGCGUUUCCAUCAGGGGCUCCCACUGCUCCGGCAGCUUGACCUGGUGUCGUGUGAGAUUGACAACCAGACCGCCAAGCCCCUCACCGCCAGCUUCGUGCUCUGUCCGGCCCUGGAAGAAAUCACGCUGUCCUGGAAUCUGCUCGGGGAUGAGGCAGCUGCUGAGCUGGCCCGGGUCCUGCCACAGAUGGGCCGGCUGAAGAGAGUGGACCUGGAGAAGAAUCGGAUCACAGCUUAUGGAGCCUGGCUCCUGGCUGAAGGGCUGGCUCAGGGAUCUGGCAUCCAAGUCAUUCGCCUCUGGAAUAACCCCAUUCCCCCGGACAUGGCCCAGCAUCUGCAGAACCAGGAGCCCAGGCUGGAUUUUGCUUUCUUCGACAACCAGCCACAGGUCAUCCCCCGGGGUACCUGA